Drosophila novamexicana is the source of this 7910-nucleotide messenger RNA. RefSeq names its product CCR4-NOT transcription complex subunit 1 (gene Not1). Gene Ontology annotation, molecular function: molecular adaptor activity. Gene Ontology annotation, cellular component: CCR4-NOT core complex; P-body. Lineage: Eukaryota; Metazoa; Arthropoda; Insecta; Diptera; Drosophilidae. Bases 24 to 7598 code for a protein of 2524 amino acids. The transcript is spliced from 11 exons. Gene Ontology annotation, biological process: nuclear-transcribed mRNA catabolic process, deadenylation-dependent decay. The record is from RefSeq and is a predicted model, not a curated record.
CAACAAAUUUGAUACGUAGAAUUAUGAACGUAGAGAACCAAUUGAAGACGCCGCUAACGCAGAUUCGUAAUUUGGUCAAACACGUGAACAAGCGAAAUUUUAAUGAGAGCAGCGAGCAAAUAAAGCAGUUUAUCCAAGAUUACGGCCUCGAAGCGGAUCGUAGCUGUCUGCGAUAUCUGUUCACGGUACUUAACUUGAACGAUCCGGCACCGAACGUCACCGCUCAGCUGCAGGCGAAGCUUCUCGGCGCGCACCUGCAGCGGCAACUGCAGUGCUCCUCGUUUGUGACCAACAUAUGCCUCGCCUUCGAUCAGCAUUUUGCCAAGCAUAAGAGUCUGAAGCCAUUAGCACUUGCCGACCUCGUUGGACAGGUGGCCAAGCUAACUGGCAUUAACAAACUUUGCGAGUGCAUCUUUGCGCUAGCGGUGACCCACAGCUCCCAUCCGGAGCUACGCCAGAGCGCACGUGAGAAUCUGCGCGGCUCGCUGCCCGAUCUGCUCGAUUCAUAUCUGGGCCAAAAUUCAGCUGCCGCAACUGCAGCUGCGAGUGGUCUGCACGAGAUCUCCUUUGAUCUGUUGCAGUAUUUGUUGUGCUGCCUGAGCGAGUACGUGAGCCCGCAGCUGGAGUCACAGUUUUUGAAUAAGCUGCGCGAGGAGUUUCCGCGUGAGGCGGUGCCAUUGGUUCUAGCCCCGCUUUUGUAUCGUAGCCCAACGACGGCGACGACAACGACGGCGACGGCAGCCAAAUCGACCGAAUCAACUGAUGCAGAGGAGGAAACGACGAACACCAGCAGCUGGAGCAGCUCAAAUGCAGAUAAUCUGAAUGAAGUUGGCAUUGAGGAUAUCUAUGACCAUUUAUGCGAGAUAAUAUUUACAAAUCAGGGCAAAAAUAAUAUUAUGGACACAUCUUGGAUUAAUUUAAUCCUUGAAAUCGGUUAUGAAUUUACAUCGAGCGUUGAAGAUUGCAAAAAUCAUUUGUGUUGCGGCGCUGGCGGCUCCCGAGAACUGCAGCCCAAGGAUGUUGCCAAAAUUGUUGGACUCAUGUGCCGCCGGCACUCGUCGCUGCUCGAUUGCAAUGUAAAUCUACCGACACCGGCGAAUUUCUGGCCCGGACAGGGACAACAGGCUGCUGGCAGCAGUAGCUCCAACACUUCACAAACCGCACAACAGAAUUCUAGCAGCAACAACAACAACGAUGGCAGCAGCGAAACCAGCAGCGCCGCCAGCGAGAAGAAGGACAAAAAGGAUACAACAGACGCAACACAAACAUGGAAGCCGGAUGUGUUUGUACAGGCGCUCAAGGAGCUGGUGCCGCAGCUCAACUGGAAGGAGGUCUGCAUGGAGCUCGAUCAUCCUGAGUUUGUGCUGAAGGAUCGCAUCGGCUUGGAUCUGCUGCUGACCAUACUAAGAUUGGCCACGCAAUCGAAUCUGUUUCCGCAACCGGAAUGCAUUUACCGCCAUUGGGCUAACACCGAGGGUCAAUUGUCGCUGAUAACGACCAUGCUAAAGAAUCCGGAUCUGUUCUCCUUUGCCGACUACGUGUUCAGUCAGCCGGCGUUGGAUGUGCUGAAAACGCCGCCCGAUGCUGAGAAUAAGGAGAUAGCUGCAUGGAAAUCGUUGCAUCUGGUUGAGGUGCUGCUCUCCAUUGCGGACAAGGGCUACUUUAGUCAGGUGCACGAGCUAUUCAAAUUUCCGGCACAAAAUUGUCCCGACGUACUGUUUCUGGCCCUGUUGCACAUAAAUCCGCCGUUGACACCAUUGCGCCAGGAUCUGUUCAAUCAGCUAAUACCCACAUUUCUGGGCAAUCAUCCCAAUUCGAAUGUGAUAUUGGCCAGCGCCUGGAGCUCCACCAAUUUUCAACUGCGGCCGAGCAUCAUGAACGCCAUGUCCGAGUGGUAUUUGCGCGGCAACGAGUUCGAUCAGGGCAAAUUGUCGCGCAUUCUCGAUGUUGCACAGGAUCUGAAGGCGCUCUCCUCGCUGCUCAAUGCUCGCUCGCAUCUGUUUAUCAUCGAUUUGGCCUGCCUGGCAUCGCGCCGCGAGUACUUGAAGCUGGAGAAAUGGCUGAGCGACAAGAUACGCGACCAUGGCGAGAUCUUUAUACAGGCCAUGAUCAAGGUGCUGCAACGCCGCUGUCCGCAGGUGACCAACUCGAAGCUGCCCGAGGAUCAGCUGCCGCCCAAGCAGGCGCAACUGCUGCCCGAAACCGUUACCACAAUGAUCAACUGCCUUCAAGCUUGCAUCAAUACUUGCAUACAGCCGGAGACGGCCGAAAUGAUUAUGCAAAUGGCCAGCAAUGUGGCCAUAAUGGCUAGCAAGGCGCGCGCCGCACAGCAGCAGCAGCAGCAGCAACAACAGCAGCAGCAGCAACAACAGCAACAGGCUGGCGGCCCGCAGGGCUUGGUGCCGCCGCCGCCAAGUAUUUUGCGAGGACAUCGCGGCAUGGAUUUGCCAGGAGGCGGCAUUGUGCCCGGCUCGGUGCCGCCACCGCCGCAGCCACAGCAACCCUUCUCGGGCAAUCUGAAUGCACAGCAAAUGUUUGGACCCGGUGGCGGUAUGGAUCCGCUGACUAACAUGUCCAACAAUCUGGCGGGCCUUAAUCUGGGCGGUCCCAAUGGAGCUUUUAACUUUGGCAACAUGCUGACAUCUCCGUCGCGCCUCAUGAAUCCCGGCGCCAACCCCUAUCCGCCCAUUCCAAUACAAAUCCCAGCGCCGCCGCCGCCAAAUGUGGGCAAUCUGGGCCGUAUGCUGCCAGCUGGACCGCAACCAACGCCAACGCCACCGAAUCCCAAUAAUCCGGUCAUGGCCGAUCUACAGAUGCCCGUUUCCAAGGAGGUCGAGGAUGAGGCGAACUCAUACUUUCAGCGCAUCUACAAUCAUCAGCCGAAUCCGACACUGUCCAUUGACGAGGUACUCGACAUACUGCAACGCUUCAAGGAGUCCAGCCACCGGCGCGAACAGGAGGUCUUCCUAUGCAUGCUGCGCAACCUGUUCGAGGAGUAUCGCUUCUUCUCCCACUAUCCGGAAAAGGAGCUGCAAAUAACCGCUCAGCUCUUUGGCGGCAUCAUUGAUCGCAAUCUGGUGCCCACAUUCGUGGCACUCGGACUCUCGCUGCGCUGCGUUCUCGACGCACUGCGCAAACCGGAGGGCUCCAAGCUCUACUACUUUGGCGUGACGGCACUCGAUCGCUUCAAGACACGCCUGCACACCUACAACAAAUACUGCGAGCACAUACGCUCCAUACCGCAUUUCAGUGACUUUCCGCAGCAUCUCAUCCAGUACGUGGAGUUCGGCAUGCAUGGUCAGGAGCCGCCGCCACAAAAACUGAUCGGCCUAAGCAACACCAUACCAUCCUCGGCCAUUGCCCAGGGCGCCACGGAGCCGCUGUACCGCGCCAACUCAAUGCCCGGCAAUAUGGCAGCUGCUCCGAAUGUACAGAAGCAGCCCGUUGUGGUGUCGCAUGCCACGCGCAUGAAAUCUAUUGCAAAUGCGACCAACAUUGAUACACUGCUCGUGGCCAAGCAGGAGGAGAAGGUGACGGUGCCCCCGGAGCCGGUGCAGGACAAGACGGCGUUCAUAUUCAACAAUCUCAGCCAGUUGAAUAUACCGCAAAAAUGCGAGGAGAUCAAAGAGAUCAUGACCAAAGAGUAUUGGCCCUGGCUAGCGCAAUAUCUUGUGCUGAAGCGCGCCUCGAUGGAGUUUAACUUUCAUACGCUCUACUACAACUUUCUGGAUGCGCUCAAGAACGUCGAGAUCAAUCGGUAUGUGACCAAGGAGACGCUGCGCAACAUUAAGGUCCUGCUGCGCUCCGAUAAGGGUGUAAUCAAUUUCUCGGAUCGCAGUCUGCUCAAGAAUCUCGGCCAUUGGCUGGGCAUGAUGACGCUGGGUCGCAAUCGGCCCAUUUUACAGCUAGAUCUGGACCUGAAGUCACUGUUGGCCGAGGCCUAUCACAAGGGCCAGCAGGAGCUGUUGUUUGUGGUGCCAUUUGUGGCCAAAAUAUUGGAAUCAUCCGCUAAAUCGCGCAUUUUCAAAUCUCCCAAUCCCUGGACCAUGGGCAUUAUGUAUGUGCUCGGCGAGCUGCAUCAGGAGCCCGAUCUCAAGCUAAACCUUAAGUUCGAAAUCGAGGUGCUCUGCAAGACGCUCAAUCUGGAACUGGAGAAGCUCAAACCUGUCAUCUACCUGAAGGAUCCAACACGGGCGCUGCUCAUCGAACAACAAAUGUCGCAGCCAAAGCCCAAGGUGGUCGAGCCGCCGCCCCAGCAGCAGCAGCAACAUCAACAGCAGCAGCAACAGCAACAGGCGCAGCAGCAGCAACAACAACAACAGCAGCAACAACAACCAGCACAGCCGCAGCCGCCGUCAGCUGAAGUCGAUCCGCAGGCGAUGCUGAUGAACAACAACAACUCGAAUGCACCCGGUUCCGUUUCAUCGCCCAACUUGCCCACAGAUCCCAGCCAGGUUGUGCUGCCGCCGCCGGAGCCGCGUUACUCCUAUGUCGAGGUGAAUGUGAACAAUUUCCAGUUGAUUGCCCAGCAGCUGGUAUUGCCACCGAAUAUACCCUUCCUGCACUCCAAUCCGGGCAUCAAGCACAUUGUGGUGAAUGCCAUUGAGCGCACAAUUACCGACUGGCUGCAGCCGGUUGUAGAUCGUAGCAUACGCAUUGCGUGCGCCACCACCGAACAGAUUAUACGCAAGGAUUUCGCAUUGGAUGCUGACGAGAAUCGCAUGCGCACCGCCGCCCAUCAGAUGGUGCGCAAUCUGGCCGCCGGCAUGGCCAUGAUAACCGGCAAGGAUGAGAUCGCCCGGGCCAUUAGCCAGAAUCUGCACAAGGCCUUCAUGGCCGCGCUGACGGGCGUGCAGAGCAUGGCCGAUAUGCAGGCCGCCUCAAUGCAGCUGGCCAAUGAGAAUGUGGAGCUCGUCUGUGCGUUCAUACAGAAGACGUCCGCUGAGAAGUCGGCGCUCGAGAUCGAUCGACGUUUGUCGACGGACUUUGAGACGAGGAAAAUCGCACGCGAAGAGGGCAGCCGAUUUGUCGAUGCACAAAUCUUGAGCUAUCAGCAGGAGCGUCUGCCGGAGCCAGUGCGUCUCAAGGUGGGCCCAGCGCCGCCAACACUGUACGCCGUCUAUUCGGAGUUUGCGCGCAGCAUUCCCGGCUUCCAGCAGAUGAGCGACCGGGACAUUGCACUGUUUGUGCCCAAGCCGCAGGAUAUACAGCCGCCGAAUGUGUUUGCCAACGAUGAGAGCAGCAUGGUCUAUGCCGAGGUGGCCAGCAAAAUGGAAGCGUUCAUGAACACAGCCAUCAAUGUGCCCACCCUCCAGCUGCAGGCCAGCAAGAUGCACAUGCUGCUGAACGCUCUGAUGGCGACGCGUCGCCUGCGCGAUCAGGAGUCGGCGUUCAAUCUGCUGACCCGUGCCGUCGAGGGCCUGACGGAGGGUCUGAUCAACGUGCAGGAUCACAUGGAACAAAUGAAACUCUACCGGGACAUACACUUGCGCAUACUUAGCCUGCUGCACAACAGCUUCGGUGCACCCAACACCGAACGGGCGGUUACCAAAUGCUUCUUCGAUAUACGCGAGGAGGUGCGCUAUAAUGUGGAGGCCGCACGCGCGCUCAUCACAUCGCAUUUCGUCAAUCUCAAUCAGUUCGAUGGCAUGCUGCGCGACUGCAUGGACAAUGGCAACAAUUAUGUGGCCGUAUCGUUUGGCAUUGCGCUUCUCGAGCGCCUCAUCAUGGAGGAUCGUGCCAUCAACAUUGUCUCCGACAAUGAGUUUAUGGCCACCGUCGAGCUGCUCGGCCGGCUCACCCAGCAGCGUCAUCGCUAUCCCGAGUGCAUUGUCAAUGCCAUCGAGACGCUCUGGUCUGGCAAUCUGAAUACCAGCGAUUACGGCUCCUUCAAUCCGGGUGAACGUUAUCUGGCCGGUGCAUCUCAUUACAUACACUCCGGCAUGCAUCAUGUUAGGUCAUGCGACACGGAUGAUCCGCCUGGCCUGCAGGAGAAGACCGAGUUCCUGCUCAAGGAUUGGGUCGCGCUCUACACACAGCAGAAUCAGCUAACGACACGCGAUGCCCGCAAUUUUGGCGCCUUUGUCCAGAAGAUGAACACAUACGGCAUACUGAAGACGGACGAUUUGAUAACGCGCUUUUUCCGUCAGGCCACGCAAAUCUGCACAGAUGUCGUCUAUCGCAUGUUCGCCGACCCGAGCCUGCCCAUUAACCAGGCCAAAAACAAGAUAUUCCAAUGGAUCGAUGCGUUUGUCCAUCUGAUUGCCAUGCUGGUGCGUCAUUCGGGCGAGGCGGGCAAUCCGACGACCAAGAUCAAUCUGCUCAACAAAGUUCUGGGCAUUGUGCUGGGCACACUGCUCAAGGAUCAUGAGUUGCGCGGCGUUGGAUUCCAGCAGGUCGGCUACCAUCGCUUCUUUAUGAUGCUCUUCAUGGAGCUGUGCUCCGCCGACAGUACAUUGGAGUCGUUGAUGCACAGCAUCGUGUCGGCCUUUGCCUACACAUAUCAUCUGCUCAAUCCGAGCGUUGCGCCCGGUUUCUGUUUUGCCUGGCUGGAGCUAAUCUCUCAUCGCGUCUUCCUUGGCCGCAUUCUGGUCCAGAUACCCGGCCAGAAAGGCUGGCCCCUAUACGCCCAGCUGCUGCAGGAUCUCUUUAAAUAUCUCGCUCCAUUCUUGCGCAACACCGAACUGGGCAAGCCCGUCGGCCUCCUAUACAAGGGCACACUGCGCGUCCUGCUCGUGCUCCUGCACGAUUUCCCCGAGUUUCUGUGCGAUUAUCAUUUCGGCUUCUGCGACACAAUACCGCCGAAUUGUGUUCAGAUGCGCAACAUUAUAUUGUCGGCGUUUCCGCGUAAUAUGCGGCUGCCCGAUCCGUUUACGCCCAAUCUGAAGGUGGACAUGCUAUCGGACAGCAGCAAUGCGCCCAAGGUGUGCAGCAGCUAUAUCAUGAACAUACAGCCGCCCAACUUUAAGAAGGAUCUCGACUCGUAUUUGAAGGCGCGCGCGCCCGUCACAUUCCUGUCGGAGCUGCGCGGCCAUCUGCAGGUGACCACAGAGCCGGGCACACGCUACAACAUGACGCUCAUGAAUGCUCUGGUCAUGUAUGUGGGCACCCAGGCCAUUGCAUUGAUCAGAAACAAGAACUUUGUGCCCAACACGUCGAACAUUGCGCACAGCGCCCACAUGGACAUCUUCCAAAACUUGGCUGUGGAUCUCGAUACCGAGGGACGUUAUCUAUUCCUCAAUGCCAUUGCCAAUCAGCUGCGCUAUCCGAACAGUCACACGCACUAUUUCAGCUGUGCGGUGCUGCAUCUGUUCGCCGAGGCCAAUUCGGAGGCCAUACAGGAGCAGAUUACACGCGUCCUGCUCGAGCGCUUGAUUGUUAAUCGUCCGCAUCCGUGGGGCCUGCUGAUCACAUUCAUUGAGCUGAUCAAGAAUCCCAUUUACAAGUUCUGGGAACAUGAUUUCGUGCACUGUGCACCCGAGAUAACCAAGCUAUUCGAAUCGGUCGCCCGCUCCUGCCUGGCCAAGUCGAAUGUUACCCAGCAGCUGAACAUGGCCGUCGAUGGAGCCGAUAGCCAGGAGGUGGUCAACAUUAACUGAGUAAACGCAACGAUCCGACGCUUCAGCCUGGACAUCAUUUUUGUGCCCCAAUGAAACGUAGACAGCAGCAGCAGUAAGAGCAAGGAACCAGCAGCAGUAGGAGGAAGAGAUGGGAGCAGCAGCAGCAGCAGCAGUAAGAGGAAGGAGCAGCAGCAGCAGCAGCCGUAGCCGUAGCCACCGCGGCCACCAUAAAAUCAAUUAUAUAUAUAUAUAUACUAACGAGAUGUGUUUAGUUUUUAGUAAAUCGUUUUAAGCAAAAUAUGAAACAAUGAAAUUACAAAAACGCAGAGCAACAAAAACUAAAAAAGAAAA